Molecule: messenger RNA, 4611 nt
Organism: Onychostoma macrolepis
Lineage: Eukaryota; Metazoa; Chordata; Actinopteri; Cypriniformes; Cyprinidae
Product: GTPase IMAP family member 8-like
Exons: 5
Coding region: 550-2538 (662 amino acids)
Molecular function (GO): GTP binding
Source: RefSeq, a predicted model, not a curated record
CACAGUCAGACAAAGACAGAGGGAUUCUGAACAACAAAAACAAACUGCAAGAGACAAAAUGGCAUCAGCAUAUGAAGCCUCUGACGUUUGCUACGGAGGAGACCAAGGUGGCUUUGGUGUUGACCUUGCUGACAGGGGAAGCAGCGUUGUGGGGAACAGCGGUGUGGGAGAACCAACAUCCCUGUUGUUCCUCGUUCCACGCCCUCCGGGAGGAGAUGAGAAAAGUCUUUGAUCGUGCGGCGACGGGCCGCGAGGCAGCUCAGCGAUUAGCUGACCUCCAGCAAGGAGAGAGGACCGUCUCCUGUUAUUCGAUUGAAUUUCGGACUCUAGCAGCAGAGAGUAAGUGGAACGAGGAGGCGCAGUGGGACAUGUUCCGGCAUGGGUUGGCUGAUCGCAUCCAAAGAGAAAUAUUCAUGCUGGAGUUACCUCCUGAUUUGGACGGACUCAUAGAUCUGGCACUGUGCCUGGACUCUCGCCUUCAGCAAGGUGGUCAGUGAGGUCGUCACCUGCGAGACGUCGCGUUUUUCGAAUAUUCUCCUACUAACUCCGAUGAUGCGAUCAGUCAUCCGCCAGGAGGCGAACCCAUGCAGCUGGGGAGAGCUCGGCUUUCCCGGGAGGAGAGAGAACGCAUGGAGCGAGUCAUGUUAUGCUUCUUGUCUUGUGUCUGCAUGUUCCGCUCUGUCUUGUUCUCUGUUGCAGGAUGAGGCGGUGAACCUGUCAAACGUCCCACGACCUGAAGGAGGUGUUCAAUCCUUGAUGUUUGUCCUCGCGCUCCCGCUCACUCCGUGGCUCCAGUGUCUGGCUUUCGGGUUCAUCUUCACAAUCCUUUCCUGGGAUUCCGUCCUCGGUGAUUCAGGUGAUGAUCUGAGGAUCGUGCUACUGGGAGUCUCUGGAGCUGGAAAAAGUUUAUUGGGAAAUGCAAUACUGGGUGGAGAGGCAUUUAAAGAGAGCAGAACCAGAAAGAGUGAGAUACAGACAGGAAGAGUAGAAGACAGAAACAUCUCCAUCAUCGACACUCCAGGAUUCUUCAACACUCAACUGACUGAUGAAGAGAUGAAGCAGCAGAUGAUGAACAGUCUGUAUCUUGCUCAUCCUGGUCCUCAAGUGUUCCUGCUCGUCAUCAACCUAGAAAACUUCAGAAAGGAGCAGAGGGACAUUGUGGAGCAAAUUCAGGAGAACUUUGGAGCUCAAGCUUUGAAGUUCACAAUAGUGCUGUUUUUUGGAAGAGAACAAAUGUCAAGGAUAAAAUGGAUGCUCUUUAUACAUGAUACAAAAUUUCAGGAGUUGGUCAGUCACUGCAGAAAUAAUUAUCAUGUGAUCAACAGCAAAAAUGAGAUUAAAUUAUCUCAUACCACAGAACUUCUAGAAAAGAUUGAUGAAAUCAUCAAACAGAAUAAUCACCAGUAUUACAAUAAUGAUAUUUACUUAAAGCCUCUAACCAAGAUCAGAAUAAAAAAGGAAAAACAAGAGGGAAAAAAUAGCAACAAAGCAACUGCGCGAGAGGAAGAGAUGAAACAAGAGCAAAUAAAUAUAGUGUGGGACAGAUUUGCAAUGGGCAGCCUCAAGAAACUGACACCAAUAGAACAAAACUUGAUCGGAGCAGAUCUCAGGAUCGUGUUGGUGGGUAAAACUGGGUUUGGAAAGAGCGCAUCAGGAAACACCAUCCUGGGACAAAAAAUGUUCACAGAACAAUUGUCUUCUCAAUCUGUGACCGUGAAAUGCCAACAACAUCAGCAGAUGGUAGAUGGUAAAAUUGUCUCAGUGAUUGACACUCCAGGACUGUGUGAUACAUCAAUGAGUGAAGAACAACUGAAGAAUGAAUUAGUGAAGUGUGUCGAGAUGUCUCUUCCUGGUCCUCAUGCAUUUCUUCUUGUCAUCAGACUGGACGAGAGAUUCACAAAUGAACAGAAAAUUACAGUGAAAUGGAUUCAGAGAAACUUUGGAGAAGAUGCUGCUCAUUACACUAUCAUUCUGUUCACUAGAGGAGAUCAGUUAGAUAUACCUAUAGAGGAGUUUCUGACAAGAGAUGAGGCAUUUAAAAGCUUAAUUGAACAGUGUAAAGGCAGGUAUCAUGUUUUCAAUAACAGAGAUAAAAAUCGAGAUCAAGUUAAUAAACUGCUGGAGAAGAUAGACAAAAUGGUGAUGGAGAACAGAGGACAGCAUUACACCAGUAACAUGUACAAGGAUGCUCAGAGAAAAAUCAGGGAAGAAGAGAGGAAGCAGAGAGAGGAAGAGAGGAAAAUAAUUGAAGCAUAUGAAGAAAAUGUAAGGCAGGAAGAAAAAAACAGGCUGAAAAAGAAGGUUAAAAAUGUAGCAUUAGUGGCUGGAGCUGUAGUAGGUGCAGGAGCAGCAGUUACUGGAGGUGCAGCAUUAGUUGCUGCUACUGGAGGAGUGGCACUACCUGUAGUUUUAAUCGGAGGAGGAGCAGUCAUCUCGGGAGGAACAAGUGGAAAACUUAUUGCAGAUAAAAUUAAAGAAAUCAGAAGGGGUGUAAACUCUAUACCCCUGACUGUUAACCUAACCAAAACUAGCAAUUAACCCCCUCCAAUAUUUAUCCUAGUCUUUCAGUAUACAGUAUUGGAUAUACAGUUAGUCUUUCCAUAAACAGAAUAUACAUAGCAAAAUAAAUAAUUUAAAGGUAUAGUUCAGCCAACAAUGAAAAUGUCCUUAUCGUUUACUAUGACUAACUUUCUUUCUUCAGCAGAAAUGAAAUGCCAUCUAAUGGCAUCUAAAUUUUGGAUUUGAAAGAUGUAUUUGUAUCCAUCUCAAGUGAACAGGGCUCAACGUAGACCACACUGUAAAAAAAAAAUAAUAAUAAUAAAAAUAAAAAUAAAAAACGUGCCAAAACGUUUACCAUUAAAGGGAGUAAUGGUUAAAUAUAAUAAAUAAAUAAAAAUCAAUAAAAAUAAACUCAAUGACUGGUAGAAGCAGCUACCAAACAAAAACUGUUAAAUUACAGUAAAAUAUCUUUUUUUUUUUUUCUUGAAAAAGUUUGAUAAAAAAAAACACUGUUACUCUACAGGUAUUUCCUGGAUUACUAUUAUUAUUGUUUUAUUGCACAUUCUCUGUAAACUGUAAAUCUCUUGCAGUAAACCAUUACACUGUAAACAACUGCUGUAAAAAAUGGCCAUAUUCUGACAGUAACAAACUGCUUUUUCAUUAAAACAGUAAAAUUUCAUAGAAAACAUUCUGCAUUCUGGGUAAUAUUUGCUGUUUUCAAGAAAGUAGCCUUAUUCAGUGCUGUGAAUUUACAGUGUUCAGAGUCAACACUCAGAGGCUGUGUUUCAAAUCACACCCUACACCCUCAUUCACUAUUCCCUACAUGAGUUUACUAAUAUAGUCCACCUGACAGAAAUAAUGAAAACUAAUGAGUGAAUAAGUGAAUUAUAAGUGUGAUUAAGUGGUUUUGGUUAAUUAUUGAUGACGGUGUAAUCACCAUCUAGUUGCCUGAUUCACUGAGCUCAUUCAGUGGCUAAUUUCUAAUGCUAUGGUGUGCUUUUUUGUUAGUUUCAGGUUAUUUACUAUAGCUGCUGUAUAGUCCCUUUUCCUGUUAGUAAACAUUGAAGUUUUUUCUGUGGGCGGAGCUUCGGUGGUGGCAGAAAGAUUCCACUGACCGCUUCACAAAUGCUAGCUAUGAAAUCUGUUAACUUGUUUUUUUUUAACAAUAACUGGAGAAAUUCCGAUUUUACAUGCAUAUGUAAGGCCACUCAUUUUCUGGGACCACGUUAUUUGAAAAGGUUAACGUUAAUGGACGAAACCAGAUUGGCCGACCUGUACUCACUCAAAGGAUGGACGAUCUGACAGGAUUACUUCCGGAUGAGUGACUCACAUCUAACAUGUAUAGUAAAGACAAACUCACCAUGUAUCUAGUCAUGAAGAUGUACUAUACAAUAUAUUUCAGUUUCAGCAGGCAACUAUUUUUACAGCUACAUUAUUAUUCCAGCCACAAUUACUCAUAACAAUGUGUAUACGAUUACACAUGAUUAAGCAUAUCAUGGAAUGCUUAACACAGGAAUUUCAACUCUAAACACCAGUUUUGGAGACAAAGGAUAUGUUGGCACAUGGCUGAGUUGUUUGCAGUUUCUCCAAUUACUUAUGGAUUAUGCAUAUAACCUACUACAUUUCAACAUAAAGGACAGAUACUAUCAACAAAAUCAGGACCAAAGUGAAAAACCAAACACCAACUUCAGAAAUAAACGGUAUGUCUUCAUAUGGCUACUCUGUAUGUGGUUUCUUUGUUUCCCUUUUGGUCAUUGCUUGAGCCUGACUGAAGGUGAAACAUCAAGUAUCCCUGCCCAUACUUCACCUAUGAUUAGUAUAUCAGCACUGAACUUUUGUGGACAUGGAUAUCAUGUUUUCUACUUAGCUUGUUGGCAAUGCGAUCAAGAAAUUUUCAUUGCAAACCAAGUUAAACAACGUAUAAAAGGCAGAAGGAAAGGACAUGCUCUGAAAGUUCUGUUCUUUUUGCUCUUGCUAAGUGGUGAUAUACAGCUAAACCCAUAUGGAAUUAGAUUUGUGCCAAAUAAAAUGAAUGUAAUUUUUAAAGAAAUGUAUGAAAAUAUCAAGUGAAACUGAAUAAAAUGUCUUUGAAACUAAAAAAUAAAUAAAUUA